Molecule: messenger RNA, 929 nt
Organism: Spinacia oleracea (spinach)
Lineage: Eukaryota; Viridiplantae; Streptophyta; Magnoliopsida; Caryophyllales; Amaranthaceae
Exons: 2
Coding region: 229-684 (151 amino acids)
Source: RefSeq, a predicted model, not a curated record
CAACUUUGCGAAGGUAAUCGUUUGGAAAUUUAUCCAGUUGCCACUCCUCUCUGAACUCCCGCACAAACAAAACGCAUUUCUCCUCAACUCAAACCCCUCAAACCCCCCAAACCCUAAUUUUCAAUUUCUUCAUUUGUUUUCCCUGCAAACUGCUAAAGAUCACCCCUAAUUUGACAUCAACAUCAAGACGACGCAUACUAUAUUUGGAAAUUUUAGGAGAGAGAAGAAAUGUGGAGGCGGGUAUGGAGCAGCAGCAAUGGAGGAGGAGGAGAAAUUGGGGGAGGAGCAGGAGCGAUGAUGAUGCAAUGUGUGAGAUUUAUGUCGAAGAAACGAGCUGAGAAUUUAAGGAAGAUAAACCCUAAAGUUCCCUAUGGUGAGGCUACUUCCAUUGCUCAAAAUCUCUUCAAUUUGAUCCAGCAUCGUGGCCCUGUCACCAUUGGCAGUGCUUGGACUAACGCACAGGAAGCUGGCAUAAGUGGAAUAAACAGCAAAACACACAUGAAGAUAUUGCUGAAAUGGAUGAGAGGUAAAAGGAUGCUAAAGCAAGUUUGCCAGCAGGUCGGUUCAAACAAGAAGUUUCUGCUGUGCACGCCUCAAGAUUCUGAAGCUGUGCAGGCAGCGGGGACUCCUAGAGUGAAGCUGCGAACUGAAAAAUCUGCAAAAUCAAGAAAAAAACACAAGUGAUAUGCCCUGUCAAAGGAGUCAUUGCACUUUGCAGAAUAAUCUAGUCUAUUGAUUAGGUUUUCCCUUUGAUAAACCAGGUUUUGAUUGUUCAUCUCCUCUUUAGUCUAAAAUCAAGAUGAAUCUUGAUAAUGUAUCAGAAUGAAGGUUCUCUUCUUUCGCUUUCUGAACAUUCAACUUUAGAGUGGCAACUGCAAUUGAUGUUUCAGCAGGCUGUUCUGCAUCUCAGGGAUGUGAUUUCGUGAACA